Messenger RNA from Prunus armeniaca (apricot), 678 nucleotides. The record is from the annotation of a GenBank genome assembly. Lineage: Eukaryota; Viridiplantae; Streptophyta; Magnoliopsida; Rosales; Rosaceae.
AUGGAAUUUUCGGGCUUGGGGGGGGGCCCAUAUCACUUGUUUCUCAAUCAAUUGGGUUCCUUGCUGGGAGGCAGAAAGUUCUCCUACUGUUUGGCCCCAUUUCAUACUGAUCCAAGCAUUGAAUGCAACAUCACCUUUCGGAAAGGUAGUGAAGUGUUGGGUGAAGGUGUGGUGUCAACGCCAUUGGUGUUACAAGACAACCUCCCAUUUUAUCACGUCACAGUAAAAGGAAUUAGUGUUGGAGGUAAGUUUUUGCCUUUUGAUUCAUCAGGGAAAGCUUCAAAAGGCAACAUGUACCUGGACUCAGGCACACCAACAACAUAUAUAUCAACAGAUUUAUAUGACCGAUUGGUGGCAGAAUUGAAGAAGCAGAUUCCAAUGAAACCCGUUGAAGAUGACCCAAAUUUCGGAACUCAGCUUUUCUAUAAAAGCAAAACCAAUCUCAGAGGACCAAUAUUGACUGUGCAUUUUGAGGGUGAUGCUGAUGUGCGGUUGACACCAACACAGACAUUCAUUCCACCAAGAGAUGGGGUUUUCUGCUUUGCAAUGACAAAUGACACUAGCGAUGGUAGUAUUUAUGGAAACUUUGCUCAGUCAAAUUUCCUGAUUGGUUUUGACCUUGAAACGAGGAUGGUUUCCUUCAAGCCAAGUGAUUGCACAAAAGAAAAACUACCAUAA